CCUCUCCUCUCUCGCACUCUCCCUUGCCUCAGCUUCAGCUCGCCAGCCAUCUCGCUACUGUCCAAUCUCGUUCUCCACCCAUCCAUCGUCAUAACCCAGCUCUCCUCAAAUUCGGAACCCUAGUUUGACCCUAACCAAGCCGCCGCAACUCACGACCUCCUUCGUCGACCUCAACCGUGAAGCCACAGUCGCGACCUCCAUCGUCGUUCUCCACAGUGCAGGGGCAUUCAUGGCACCGCUCCAGCCUCCUCUCCUUUGCUCUCUAACUGGCCUUCAUUGUGUCUGGAAGGUUGGUUCCAGCUAAUGAUGUUCUAGCUACACUGUAUUCUCUACCAGAUAAAGUGGUAGAUACUGUCGGUAUUACGUCAUUGCCAUCUGAAGAUUCUAUAUUUGAAAGGAGAAGGAAAUUGGACUUCCUUCAUAUGCAGGAAGAACUGAUGAAGAAGGAGGAAGAGAGAGAAAGAAGAGCAAGCCAAGAUGAAGGAAAUUAAAGCCAGUGAAGAGGAUUUGGCAUUGAAAGAGAUGAUUAUUCCAACAGCAAAAGAAGCACGAGAACAAGCAAGGGCAAGGACACUAGAAAAGGAAGAGAAGAUUUGUGAAAUAAGUUGUGCAUUGGCUGUUUUGGCUUCUGCAUCUUCAGUUAGUAGGGAGCGUGAAGCGUUCCUGAGACUUGUCAAUUUGGAGAUUGAACUUUACAAUGGCAUGGUGGAGAAAGAGGGUACAGAUGGUGAAAAGGAUGCCUUGAAGGCAUAUAAAGUUGCUCAUGAUGAAAGUGACAGUACUUCUGUUGAGGCUGAAGGUGACGAGGUUUCAUCAGCGCUUAUAGACAAGGUGGAUGCAAUGCUUCAAAACCUUGAGACAGAAAUUGAUUAUAUAUGCGCAUAUUGGUGAUCUCUGGCAAUUACUUGACUGGUGAACUCGUCUUGUUUCGUCUUUGGUUUUCUUUUCCUAUGAGUUCUGUUAGAAAUCAUACUUCCUACUGAAUGGAAGCAAUCCUUCUUUUCUUGUCUUUCAAUCUGUAGUCGGUUUAAGUUGUUAUUAAACUCAUUUUGAGGGAUACUAGUAAUGUUAAACUUUGAUGGAUGGUAUUGCAUUGGAAUUUUGUCUAUGUAAUUAAAGGUAUGAGGUUUACAAUAUGUGUGCAUGGAUUUUGAUGGGAAAGUAACUCCUGAUGAGGUUGCAGUUGCUGCGAACUACUUGAAUUAUACUUUAGGCAAGGAGGGCAUCCAAGAACUCAUAGGCAACCUUUCCAAAGAUAAAGAUGAGAAAAUUCGUGUGGAAGAUAUUGUGAAAUUGGGCAGCCGGACAGAAGAUGCAAACCAAGCUGAAGAUGAGGGAUUAGGGAAUAAUAUAUAUGAGUCACUGACUGACUUUAUUCAUGAUAUAUAUAUCUGAGACUCUGAAAUGGUUGUGGAGUGGAUUUGGUUAAAUCCACUCUGUAGGUUUUGUUUUUCAAUAUACACGCAAUGCAACAAACCAAAAUUGUUUACCUACUUGCAUGCAACACUAGUUAAUGUUCUUCUUUUCUUAGGUCCAAAGACCCAUCUUCCUCAUCCACACCAUUAGCCACCGCAAGCACCACCAAUGAGUUUGCAAAUUCAAUUUGUAAUAUUUGUUCUUGAAAUGGGUGGAUUGGCAUUGGCUUUAAA
Molecule: messenger RNA, 1649 nt
Organism: Prunus mume (Japanese apricot)
Lineage: Eukaryota; Viridiplantae; Streptophyta; Magnoliopsida; Rosales; Rosaceae
Source: RefSeq, a predicted model, not a curated record